Musca vetustissima is the source of this 925-nucleotide messenger RNA. RefSeq names its product thyrotropin-releasing hormone receptor-like. The record is from RefSeq and is a predicted model, not a curated record. Gene Ontology annotation, biological process: G protein-coupled receptor signaling pathway. The transcript has a single exon. Gene Ontology annotation, cellular component: plasma membrane. Gene Ontology annotation, molecular function: G protein-coupled receptor activity. Lineage: Eukaryota; Metazoa; Arthropoda; Insecta; Diptera; Muscidae. The annotation marks the transcript as partial.
UUUACAUUCAGCCCCAUUAUAUUGAUAGCCCAGUAUCGUUUGGAAACAUAUUAUGACGGAAGUAUUCAGGCCGUUUGCUUUACAUCGGCCGAUACAUUUUGGAGUUCAUUCUAUUUCAUUGGCAGCAUUACGAUUUUCUUUCUAAUACCAUUUGCGAUUUUGGUUUUGCUUUACACAGCCAUUGCCUACAAACUGUUGCGAAGACAUUCGGAAUUCCAAAGACCCACUUCGCCACAAACCCAGCCGUCGGCAUCGCCAACAGGUAACACCGCGGCCACACAACAACUUUCCACGAGACGUGCUACCACCACCAAUGUCAACAGUCAUCCUCAGAAUAAUAAUUUGCGCAAACAUCGCCAGCAGGUCAUUUUCAUGUUGGUGGCUGUAGUGGCCAGUUUCUUUGUUUGUCUGCUGCCCUUUCGAGCAUUCACUAUUUGGGUCAUUGUCAGUUCGCCAGAAGAUAUAUUCUCUCUGGGUCUGGAGGGCUACUAUAAUAUAUUAUAUUUCUGUCGCAUUAUGUUGUAUUUGAAUUCCGCUCUCAAUCCCAUCCUUUACAAUUUGAUGUCAUCGAAAUUUCGAACUGGUUUCUGGCGCCUAUUGCUGUCGUGUUGUCGCAGUCACAAACAAAAACGUGGACUAUGUAAUCGUCAUCUCACCACAUAUACAAAACGUGAAGCUAACAACAUGGCCGAUUGUCGCAGCUUGAGAUCUAGGCGUCCACUUAGAAGAGAAGCGACCUUUUUAGUUAAUUCAAUAUCGACGUCAUCGGGCACGGAACGGACAUCAAUAACAUGGCGCAGUGCUUCCACAUCCACUUCAACAACCGGAAGUAGUAGUAAACCAAUACCAGAGUCACAUUCGUUGGCGGCAGCCAUAACGGAUAUGAGUACUACAGCCGUUCUGACCACAAUGUAUUUUAAUUGAU